Molecule: messenger RNA, 2115 nt
Organism: Aureobasidium namibiae CBS 147.97
Lineage: Eukaryota; Fungi; Ascomycota; Dothideomycetes; Dothideales; Saccotheciaceae
Product: acetyl-CoA synthetase-like protein
Exons: 4
Coding region: 1-2115 (704 amino acids)
Biological process (GO): long-chain fatty acid metabolic process
Cellular component (GO): endoplasmic reticulum; membrane
Molecular function (GO): long-chain fatty acid-CoA ligase activity
Source: RefSeq, a predicted model, not a curated record
AUGGCGACAAUCACAGCUCUCGCAAGAGCAAACGAGAUCAGGGCCCCUCCCCCACCAGGCGCACCUUACAGUGUUGCCCUUGAAGGAAACGAGGAGUCGGGACGUAGUAAGAUCUACAGACACUGGAGAUUCAAGGACGGUCUGCUUCACACCUUGGACCCUCAGAUCACGUCCGCGCAUGACUUCUUCGAACGUACAGCCAACCGCAUUCCCAGCGCGAGAUGUCUCGGAUACCGUCCUUACGACGCAAUCACAAAGACCUUCGGGCCCUAUGUUUGGGAAACUUACGGCCAGAUCCAAGAACGAAGAAAGAAUUUUGGUAUCGGCAUGGUCCACCUCCACCAGAAGUAUGGAAUCACUGGUAGACAACAUGGUGUCGGUCUGUGGUGCCAAAACCGUCCCGAGUGGCAGAUUGUCGAUUUGGGUUGCAUGUCUCAAGCUCUGUACACUGUCUCUCUCUACGAUACUCUGGGACCCGACACUACCGAGUACAUCAUCAACCACUCACAGCUGGCCGCCGUCGCAGCCUCCCUGAACCAUAUCCCAACCCUGCUCAAGCUUGCUUCUCGCUGCCCCACCCUCAAAAUCAUCGUCUCGCUCGAUCCCCUCACCUCGGGCACUGAGCUGCCAGGAAACUCAAAGGCCGAUCUUCUCAACGCUCUGGCUUCCGAGGCUGGCAUUCAGGUCAUUCACAUUCGCGAUGUAGAGGCAAUGGGCGAGGCCAACCCUCGUCCCUACAACGUUCCCCAGCCAGAGGACAUCGUCACUAUCAACUACACAUCCGGUACCACUGGUCCUCCCAAGGGUGUGGUUCUGACACAGGCGAACGCUGUUGCCGCAGCUUCGGCCUCCAUGACUCUGGUCGACAUGAAGGACAACGAUGUCAUGUGUUCUUACCUACCUCUGGCUCAUAUCUACGAGCGCGUGACCGAGGGCUCUGCCCUCUGGGCUGGCAGUGCUAUCGGAUACUUCCACGGCAACAUCCUGGAACUCGUCGAAGAUUUCAAGCUUCUCCGUCCCACCAGCUUGAUCAGUGUACCCCGUCUGUACAACCGCUUCGGUGGUGCCAUUAAGACAGCCACUCUGGAGGCAUCUGGCGUCAAAGGAGCUCUUUCAAGACACGUUGUGUCGACAAAGUUGGCAACUCUGAGCAAUCCCGACCCCAAGCAGGCUACAAACAAGCACGCCUUCUACGACCGUAUCUGGGGCAGAAAGGUCACAGCGCAGCUCGGUCUGGAUCGUGUCAGAGCUAUGGUGUCAGGCUCGGCCCCUAUCGACCCAUCUCUUCAGCAGUUCAUGCGUGUAGUGUUUGGCAACAGCUUCCUUCAAGGUUAUGGCUUGACUGAGACAUACGCCAUUGCUUGCGCUCAGGUCGAAGGUGACAUGACAGCCGGCAACUGCGGUGCAGUCAUGCCUACAACCGAGUUGUGUCUCAUGGACGUGCCAGACAUGGAGUACUUUGCAACUGACAAGCCAUAUCCUCGUGGCGAGCUCUUGGUUCGUGGACCCACUGUGUUCAGAGAGUACCUCAAGAACCCCGAGGAGACAGAAAAGACGCUGCUCCCCGAUGGAUGGUUCCGCACUGGAGACAUCUGCUCCGUAGACGAGCUCGGUCGCUUCAAGAUCAUCGACCGCAGAAAGAACGUUCUCAAGCUCGCUCAGGGCGAGUACAUCUCACCCGAGCGCAUCGAGAACGUCUACCUCGGCAACACAACCUGGUUCUCGCAAGCAUACGUGCAUGGAGACAGCGACAGGGCAUUCCUGGUCGCCAUCUUCGGCAUCCAGCCUGACACAUUUACCGCCUUCGCGAGCAAAGUGCUGGGUAAGCAGCUGGGCGCAACCGACAUCAAGGCUUUGGAGGCAGCAGCUCAGGACGUCAAGGUACGCCAUGCUGUUCUCAAGGAGCUUGACAAGAUUGGCAAGAAGAACAAGUUCAACCGCUUCGAGAUGGUGCGCAAUGUGCGACUGAUGGUCGAGCCUUUUACCGUCGACAACGAACUUCUCACCCCCACACUCAAGCUCAAGAGACCCCAAACGGCAAAGAAGUACCGCGCUCUUCUUGAUGAGAUGUACACCGAGGCCGAGGCACAGAGCAGUGCUAGAGCCAAGCUGUAG